Cyprinodon tularosa is the source of this 1947-nucleotide messenger RNA. RefSeq names its product zinc finger containing ubiquitin peptidase 1 (gene zup1). Lineage: Eukaryota; Metazoa; Chordata; Actinopteri; Cyprinodontiformes; Cyprinodontidae. The transcript is spliced from 11 exons. The coding region runs from base 154 to 1818 and encodes 554 amino acids. The record is from RefSeq and is a predicted model, not a curated record.
AAAAAAAUAAGAAGCUACUUCCACUUCCUGUGGCGCCCUGUUGUCAAAUGUCCGCAGCGACCAAAAUAAAACAAACAGGCUGUAAAGACUUUGGACAACUCGCUGUUAUCAGUGCAGAGGGGCAUUCUGCUCUUGUGUCUACAGACUACAGCCAUGCUGACUUGUGAGAUAUGUGGUAUGGAGAUACUGUUGGAGGAGGACAUGAAGACGCAUCUCCUUCUUUUCCACCUGGAAAAUGACCAUCAUUGUCCCCUCUGUGGUCUGUCUGGAGUUAGUUAUGAUGAGCUCUGUUUCCACAUCACGUCUGCACAUCCUGAAGAUCAUCAAGGCCAAAGUCCAAAGUCUCCUAAUGGUUCAAAUGCAAGAAAAAAUGAAAGCAAAGAGUCCAAAACCAAUCGGUCACUAAGAUUUGACAGCAGUGCCCUCGCUGAUAAGAGAGACUUGGGGUCAUCUGGACAAAGUGGAACAGAAAAUCUACAUUUAUCACCUGGAGAGAGUGAUGAGUGCACUAAAGACUUAAGAAAGCAGGUUUCUGAAAUCUCAGACCGAAUUAAUCCCAAUGAGAUAGGUGAAUUUCGACAGAUCCAGAAUUCACCAGAAGGAGAGAAGCUGCUCCCCUGUCCCAUGUGCACACUGGUCUACAGUUGUCCCUAUCUCCUGCAGGAACAUGUUGAGCUGCAUCUUUUGGAACAGGAAUCAGACUCGGCGUCAGAGAUGUGUUCACCAGCUGUGACAUCAACCAGCAACCUCUCAGGAACUCCUGGCUGUGACCUAAGGUUGGUGGAAGAGCUUCAGCACCAAGAGGAGCUAAAAAGAAGGCAGGAGGAGGCACGGCUAGAGAGAGAAGAGUUUAAGAAAUUGCAGAGGCAGUAUGGUUUGGAUGGCAGAGGAGGUUACCGUCGACAGAUGGAGAGGUCCAUGGAGAGAGCCGUUGCAAGCGGCCAUCUUGCACCAGCUGAGUUUCAUCUGAAGAGAGCCGAGAUGAUGGAGCGUCUGGCAUCAGGGAUUGAUGAUGGCUCCAGCAGAACUCAGGGUAUUAUCCAAGCAUUAAAGGAUUACUACCAAGCUGAAUGCAGGGACUGUGUCCAUGUGUGGCUGAGUGCUGACACUGACCAUUAUAGCUCUUCUGCUGGUGACACAGGCUGGGGCUGUGGAUACAGAAACUUCCAGAUGCUCCUUUCUUCCCUUCACAGAAUAGAAACGUAUUCUUCAGCUCUGCAAGAAAAGACGGUGCCUUGUAUCCCUCGGGUGCAGAGGAUGAUCCAGGAAGCUUGGAGGGAAGGGCUUGAUCCCCAGGGGGCAUCACACUUCAAUCAUCAGUUGGAGAGAACAGAGGCCUGGAUUGGAGCCACAGAGAUAUACGUCCUCCUCACAUCGCUCGGAUUGAGGGGACGCAUAAUAGACUUCCACCAGCCAACCGGCAGCAGGAAUACCCAUCCUCAGUUGUUUGACUGGGUAAAGAAAUACUUCUGUUCAUCCAGUGUAAGCAACAGACUGUCCCCCCGACUCAUCCUGACCAGCCUACCACCACUUUAUCUGCAACACCAAGGUCACAGCCGAACAGUAGUUGGUUUGGAGCAGAGGAAGAAUGGAAAUCUGUGCCUCCUGCUUUUGGAUCCUGCCUCUUCAGCCUCUGACACCAGAAAGCUGCUGAAUAGAGACACAUGUUGCACGGCCAUUCAGUUCAUCAGAAAGUUUCCCAGAAGCCUAAAGCACAAACAGUACCAGCUUGUAGCAGUGGAAGGUGUGCUGUCAUCUGAGGAGAAAGAGAUGAGAAUCCUCAGCUCCAGGAACUUAUGUGCGGAAAGGAUCCCCUGAACACAAAUUGGUCUUUCCUGUUUUGAAUGCUCCUGUUGCUGGAUGCAUUUUUGUACAUUAAUGAUGUGCUGUGAAAGUUAUUUCCAAUUUUAAAUUUACCAUUAAAUAAACAAUUUUAUUUUUUGUUAA